AUGAUCAUCGAAAUUGUUGUGUUUUUACUAACUUCUCUCAUAGUAUAUUUUAUUUAUACACACAAAAGUAUUCAUAAGUAUUUCGAUGACCGCGGCAUAAAAUAUUUACCCGGUGUUCCUGUUUUUGGAAAUAAUUUAAGGAGCUUGUUUCUUAAAUGCCAUGUUCUGGACGAUCUUGAAGCUGUAUACAAAGCCUUCCCAGAAGAGAGAUAUGUGGGCUACAUCGAAGGCACGAGUAAGAUAAUUAUUAUUAGAGAUCCGGAGAUCACUAAAAAUAUCACAGUAAAGGAUUUUCAACAUUUCACUGACCAUAAGAUUUUCUUCUCGGAAGAAACUGAGCCUCUCUUUGGAGGAAGCCUUUUUAGUAUGAAAGGUGAGAGAUGGCACAGCAUGCGAACAACCCUCAGCCCAGCGUUCACCAGCUCCAAGAUGCGUCUCAUGAUGCCGUUCAUGAGCGAAAUUAGUUCCAACAUUGUAGAAUAUCUAAAAGGUCACACAAAUGAAGACGUUGAUGUUCAAGACGUAAUGCGACGAUAUACCAAUGACGUCAUAGCUUCUGCUGCCUUCGGUCUUCAAGUGAAUUCAGUCAAGGAUCGAGACAAUGAAUUUUUCACAAUCGGCAGAGAUCUUUUUUCUUUUACUUUAUUCCAAAGAUUUUAUAUGAUUCUUGUAGGCUUAUUUCCGAACUUUACAAAGACUCUAGGAAUCACGAUAUUUCCAAAAAAAGUUAUCAACUUCUUUAAAGGACUAGUUGUGAACACGAUGCAACAUAGAGAAAAAAACAAUAUCUACAGACCUGACAUGAUACAAUUACUGAUGGAGGCUUCUAAAGGUACAUUGAAAGAUGAAAGUGAUACAAACGGUAAUAAAUCAGAAAGUAACGAAGCAUCCAAACAAAAACCUGCAAAAGAAUGGUCUGUAGAAGAAAUAGCGAGCCAAGUUUUCAUAUUCUUUGCCGCUGGAUAUGAAACCUCAGCAUCAACUUUAGUCAUGUGCGUUCAUGAAUUGGCUCUGAACCCCGAUGUCCAAGAGAAAUUGUAUCAAGAGAUCAAAGAGUUCAAAGAGAAACACGGAGAAAUUACCUUCGACCAUAUACAUAAUCUAAAAUAUUUAGAUUGCGUUUUAAAUGAGACCUCAAGAAAAUGGUCAGCAGCUUUGAUUAUGGAUAGAACCUGUACUCUUCCUUAUGAACUUCCUCCCCCCCGAGAAGGAGCAAAGCCUGUACAACUACAACCUGGAGAUGUUGUUUACAACAUGGUAAAUUGUAUUCACAUGGAUCCCAUCUACCAUCCUAACCCUGAAAAGUUUGAACCCGAAAGAUUUUCAGAUGAGAACAAGCAUAAAAUUAAACCAUUUACAUAUAUGCCCUUUGGUAUGGGUCCUCGGAUCUGUAUUGGAAUAAGAUUCGCGCAACUUGAGCUUAAAAUUCUGAUCUUUGAACUUUUGUCAAACUUCAAGAUCGUUAAAUGCUCGAAAACUAUGGACCCUGUAGUAUUGAAACCACACGCUUUUAAUAUACAACCAAAAGAUGAUUCCAUUGUCAGAUUUGUGCCCAGACAUGAUCAUUAA
Danaus chrysippus (African queen) is the source of this 1569-nucleotide messenger RNA. Lineage: Eukaryota; Metazoa; Arthropoda; Insecta; Lepidoptera; Nymphalidae. The record is from the annotation of a GenBank genome assembly.